UCUGCUGCUGCUGCUGCUGCUGCUUUCGGGCUGUUUGACAUUGGGGUAUCGGCAGUCUCUUUCGUCUGCGGUGGCAGUAUGCAUCUUACUUGUGAAGCGGGACCGUGAGGGUGAUUUCAGAGAGACAUGAAGGACCCUAUGAGCUUUCUGGGAACAUGUCGUUCAUUGACUUGUUCCAGUGGAAACCGUCUCAGCCUGGUAACUGGGGGAUUGUGGAGUUGUUUCAACCAUCAGUAAAAUCUUUGUCAGGCUCUCUCCGGAAUCUUCUGGGUUGCAUUGAAGCAACUGUCUCAGCUGCCCCACUAAUGCUACCCCCUUGACAUACAAAAAUACCCUGAAAAGCAUGUUGGAAAUGGAUAUUACUGAGAUGAGUUUUAUUUCAAGCCUUCCACCGUGCCGUCAGCUCCUGACAUGGUCACCCAAGCUGUUCAACGAACACUAGUACCUUGUGACACUUGUGCACAUACAAUCUGAGAGCUGCCUGUGCUUCAUUACCUCGCUGGACCAUGAUGAUGCUGUGGCUUCUGCUGCUUUUGUCAGUUUGGGCGUGGUGUGAAGGAGCUGACUCCAGUAAACACAGAGUCGUGGCACACAUGCCUGGAGACAUCAUCAUUGGAGCUUUGUUCUCUGUCCAUCACCAGCCCACUGCUGAUAAGGUUCAUGAGCGUAAGUGUGGCGCGGUUCGUGAGCAGUAUGGCAUCCAGAGGGUGGAGGCCAUGAUGCAUACACUGGACCGGAUUAACGCCGACCAAAACAUCCUUCCCAACAUCACUCUGGGCUGCGAGAUCCGGGACUCGUGUUGGCACUCGGCCGUGGCUCUGGAGCAGAGCAUCGAGUUCAUACGGGAUUCUCUUGUGUCCUCCGAUGAGGCUGAGGAGUGGGGCGGUGUGACCUCGUGGGGAGGAGGAGGCGGAGGAGGAGGAGAAGCAACAAUGAAGUGUGCAGACCCAUCUGCUACUCCGAUGCGGGGAAAGAAACCCAUUGUGGGUUUAAUUGGACCGGGGUCGAGCUCUGUGGCCAUCCAGGUGCAGAACCUGCUGCAGCUUUUCAACAUACCGCAGAUCGCCUACUCUGCCACCAGUAUGGACCUCAGUGACAAGAGCCUUUAUAAAUAUUUUAUGCGAGUGGUACCUUCAGAUGCUCAGCAAGCACGAGCCAUGGUGGACAUUGUCAAAAGAUACAACUGGAGUUAUGUGUCUGCUAUCCACACUGAAGGGAACUAUGGUGAGAGUGGCAUGGAAGCGUUCAAAGACAUGGCGGCCAAGGAGGGCAUCUGUAUAGCCCACUCAGGUAAAAUCUGGAGCAACGCCGGAGAGCAGAGCUUUGAUCGUCUGCUGUUGAGACUGAAGGCUCACCUGCCUAAGGCCAGAGUAGUGGCAUGUUUUUGUGAAGGCAUGACCGUUCGCAACAUUCUCAUGGCGAUGAAACGCAAGAAAGUGGUGGGAGAGUUUCUUCUCGUCGGCAGCGAUGGAUGGGCAGACAGGUACGAUGUGACAGAAGGUUAUGCCGAGGAAGCAGCCGGGGGUAUUACCAUCAAGCUGCAGUCAGCGGACGUGAAAUGGUUUGAUGAUUACUACCUUAAGCUCCGUCCUGAAAACAACCACAGGAAUCCUUGGUUUCCGGAGUUCUGGCAGCAUCGGUUUCACUGCAGACUUAAAGGUCACCCACAGGAGAGCAUCAAGUACAACCGCACCUGUGAGAGAAAGGAUUCCCUGCAGACUCAUUACGCACAGGACACCAAGAUGGGAUUUGUCAUUAAUGCUAUUUACUCAAUGGCAUUCGGCCUGGAUAACAUGCAACGUUCCCUAUGCCCAGGCUAUCAGGGCCUUUGUGAUGCUAUGCGACCUAUAGAUGGUGCUACUCUGCUGGACUUCCUGAUGAAAACCAACUUCACUGGUGUGUCCGGAGAGGGAAUUUUAUUUGAUGAAAAUGGAGACUCACCUGGCAGGUAUGAAAUAAUGAAUUUCAAGAAGAUGGGGAGGGACUACUAUGACUACAUCAAUGUUGGUAGUUGGGACAACAGUGGAUUGAAGAUAGCUGAUGAUGAAAUCUGGUCCAGCAAAGAUGCCAUCAUUAAAUCGGUGUGCAGUGAACCCUGUGACAAAGGGCAAAUUAAGGUGAUCCGCAAGGGUGAGGUGAGCUGCUGCUGGACGUGCACCCUGUGCAAAGAAAACGAGUUUGUGUUUGAUGAAUACACCUGUCAAGCCUGUAAUCUUGGCUCCUGGCCUAAUGAUGGCCUCACAGGCUGCGAUCCGAUCCCUGUGGAGUACCUGCGAUGGGGGGAUCCAGAACCCAUAGCUGCUGUGGUAUUUGCUUGCCUCGGUCUAAUGGCUACCUUUUUUGUCACUGCAGUUUUUAUCUAUUUUCGGGACACCCCUGUUGUGAAGUCCUCCAGCCGGGAGCUGUGCUACAUUAUACUAGCAGGGAUUUGCCUCGGAUAUCUGUGCACCUUCACCCUCAUUGCAAAGCCCCACGUGAUCCACUGCUACCUCCAGCGACUAGGAAUCGGUCUGUCACCUGCCAUGAGUUACUCUGCACUUGUUACCAAGACGAACCGCAUCGCUCGGAUCCUGGCAGGGAGCAAAAAGAAGAUCUGUACAAAGAAGCCUCGCUUCAUGUCAGCCUGCGCUCAGCUCAUCAUUGCCUUCCUCCUCAUACUGCUGCAGUUGGGCAUCAUUGUGGCUCUUUUCCUUAUGGAGCCACCGAAUGUGAUCAACGACUACCCUAGCAUCCGCCAAGUCAACCUUAUUUGCAACACCACUAACCUCGGAGUGGUAGCCCCCCUGGGAUACAAUGGCCUGCUGAUCCUCAGCUGUACCUUUUAUGCCUUUAAGACCCGCAAUGUCCCAGCUAAUUUCAACGAGGCCAAGUACAUUGCUUUUACCAUGUACACCACCUGCAUCAUCUGGUUGGCGUUUGUUCCCAUCUACUUUGGCUCCAACUAUAAAAUCAUCACCAUGUGCUUCAGUGUCAGCCUCAGUGCCACUGUGGCUCUGUGCUGCAUGUUUGUACCCAAGGUGUACAUCAUUCUGGCCAAGCCAGAGCGUAACGUGCGCAGUGCCUUUACCACCAGCACCGUGGUCCGGAUGCAUGUGGGAGAUGGGAAGUCCUCCUCAGCUGCUAGCCGCUCUUCCAGUCUGGUUAACCUGUUUAAGCGUAGAGGCUCUACUGGAGAGACCCUCAGCUCCAAUGGUAAAUCGGUGUCUUGGGCGCAGACAGAGCGCAGCGGUUCUCGAGGCAACCACCUGUGGCAGCGGCUGUCCUUCCACAUCAAGAAGAAAGAGAACAAUCAGACAGCGGUCAUUAAGCCCUUCUCCAAAACCUCUGAGGAGCGGUACUCCGGGGGAUCCGACUUGCCUCCGCAUGUACCUUUGCCCUCCCUCUCUUCCAUGUCCUCCCUGCCCACUCAUCCUGACUGCGUCACAGACAAGACUCUCUAUGAGCUCUCAGAAGCAGAAGAGCACUACUCAAUCACCUAUCGGCCGCAGACGCCAUCGCCGAUCAGUACAGUCAGCCAGAGGAUAGGAGCCAGUUUGGGGGAGGAGUCCCAGGUGGCCUGCAUUUCGAAGUACUCUAGCAGCGUCUGCAGUGGCGGCAGCAGCAGCAGCUGCGGGCCUCCGAGCAGCGGCUCCGUUGCGGCUGGGAGCGAUGGGCGUCUGGUGGCCAUGGACAACCGUCCACCGCCACGCCAGAAUUCGCUGAUGGAUCAGAUCAGCUGCGUGGUGAACCGCUUCACCGCCAACAUUACUGAGCUCAACAGCAUGAUGCUCUACCCCUCGCCGACGCACACGCACAAACACACUCCCCCCGCCGCUCAUCCCCCUGAUCCCUACCUGCUACCCCGAGAGAUCCCGAUGCCCCCGACCCUCACCACCUACGCUGACGUCCAGCCGCUUCCCCACAUUGAGCCCAAUCUGGGCAACCGGGGUGGCUGUCCAGUUCACUCCAUCCCUCGCUCGCCUUACCCCCUUCAGCCUCCGUCUCAUCCCCACACAUCCCCAUCGCUCUCCCCCAUAAGAGGAAGCCUAGUCACCUGCAUCCCCGACUCCCCACUCAGGAGGGUUGAGCUGGAAGAGGAGCUCAUCGCUCUUACUCCUCCUUCGCCCUUUCGUGACUCUUUGGGAUCCAGCAGUGGCUCCCAGAUCUCAGAGACUGGUUUGUUUGUCCCUCCUGUCCCCAACCACCCACCCCCUUCUCCUCCCUCACCUAGGUACACCAGACUGACUCUCAGAAACUACAGUCAGAGUUCCUCCUCACUGUGAGGGAGAGGUGAUGAUCUGGAGAAAAUAGAUCAAACAGGACCGUUUGAUCACCGUUUGGAGUCAAAACCCGAGGAGACGACGUCAUGGAGGGCUGGUUGGUGACGACACCAAGCUGUGUUUGUGUUUACAUGUUUACAGUGAGAUGCGUGUACUAGAGACCGGCAGGAUGUCGUAUCUUCUCUCCGUCUUUAUUGGGUGAGAAUUGAAAACGGCCGCUCUGACUCGGAGGUGUUUCAGUAACAGCAGAAAUUUCUCCUGGAGGUUCUCUGUCAUUUAGAUUGGGCUAGUGGCCUUAAGGUAACUCGGCUGACAACUAAUUACAGAUUCUGUGUGUGCGCUUACGUGGGCCUGAGUGUGUUUUUGCUGUAUCUUAGAGAAGGAGAGGUGACAGGAAUAUGGCAGCAGAGAGUGCCUGUAAGAACUACAAAGGGACAAGCUACAAAAGGGCACAUACUGAAAUAUAUUUGCUAGCAUAAAUCACAAAAGUGUGAGCACACUAUUAUAAAUAAAGUGUGUGAGGAAUGGCAGUGGAUUUAUAGGACGCAUAAAUUUUGUCUUCAGUGAUAAAAUCCAAUUAGUGUCUAAUUAAAGUGCAUUGUGUGAACAUUGUUAACAUUCUGAAACAGUGUUAAUCUAGAACAUUUUGUUCCAAAAGCUUAGUUUAUUUUGUUCAGCUUUCAUCACAUCAGUGUGUUUUCAUAUUUUCUACUCUUCCAGUAAGUCUGAAUGUAUAUUUUCUACAUUAUUCCUGAGGCAGUUGGGACCAAAUUUUUGUAGCUCUACGCCUGUAACUUGAGACAGGGAGAACGAAGGGGGUGUGGCGAGACCAGGCCUCGUUUUUACUGUGAACAUUUCCAGUAUUUAGCUCUCACUCAGGUGGAUCAUUGGGAAGGGUCUCUCCUUAAAGCUUUUCUGCUAAUAUGUGGCGUUCAUAAAUACAUUCUGAAAGGCUUAGCUGGAUUCCAGUCAUGACAUUUUCCAGAUCCAAUAUGUCAGCGGGUGGCAGUAACCUGUUUCAUCUAAAACAGUGCUUUAAAUGGAAUUAGAAUAAAAGUCAUUUUGUACGCCAUUUGCAGUGGAGUACAAAUUGAUUGUUGAGCUGGGGGUUUCAGUCCUAUGAAAGGUAAUUUGUUGAACAACCUUUUCAAUUUUUAAAAGACAAAUUGAAGUUAUGCAUUUUUUUCCAUUUAUCCAUUGAAAUUAUAUCUUUUAUCACAAGUUUAAUAAAAAGCAGUAAGAAAUGACUGACACCUAGCAUGGGCAAAUGUUCACAAUCAAGAGUAAAAACACUGACAUAAAUAUCGUCUGAAACCAUGAUAUAUAUUUCCUUAUUUGGGGGAGAAACUGCUAUCUUGCUGAGAGUGAGGGAGAGUCAAGGCUAGGUUGGUACAUGCUGUAGUUGCAAUUUGGAAAUUUUCUGGGAUUUGCUCAUUGGUUCGGCUCUAACUGUUAUUAAUUAUACAAGUUGCAAGUUUAUUUGUUAACAUUUUAUUUGCUCUUACACAAAAAGCUGUGUUCACAAAUGGAUAUUUGACAACACAAUGACAUAUUUUUCUUCUUCUGGAAAAUGCUUUUUGUUUUUUUCCAGCGGGGAACUCAAAACAAACAAACAAAAACAUCUGACUAGAAGUAGUUAGCACAUUGUGAGUUUUCAAAGCCAAGUUUAGUCUGUCAUUCUGACCCCUCCAAUAUGGGUUACAAUUGCAACACCAUGCAACCCUGGGUAAAUGCUUAUUUUUUUGCCCAUCAAAAUUUUAUCAGUUUUAAAAGAAAUGUAUUGUUCAUUUGUAUUAAUUAAUAGCAUAACAGUAUGUGAUAUUACUGUGAAAUCACUUGAAUAAAUCAGAAAUAAAAGAAUAAUUAGACAACCCUAACCCUAACUUUCACAUUACCACUUCACACCAUAGUUUUUUUGUUCCAGCUUUUCAUCAUACCAGCCCAUCCCUAGUUAUAUACCAACACAAAAUUUAGACGUUUUGUUUUCAGUCUUGUGACGACCCCUCCAGUCAUCACACAGUAUUCUGUGUGUAUCAGCUGCUGUUCUCUCUCUUGCUUUGUCAAGUAACCUCUUCAGAUGUUGAGUGGAACAUAAAUUAAUAGGUUGUAGUUGUAAUCCCUUUGACUUACAGCUUAAAUCAUGCUUCAGUUGGUUGUGUCUAAAGAAUGUAUGGGUUUCUUUGUGGGUUAAUUGAAUUUACCGACAAAGAUAACAUUGAAAAUAAUUGGCCCAGUUUGCUUAUGAAGUUUUUCUUCUUCUUCUUUUAGCAUUUUUCAGCGGACAGUAAGUACCACUCAAAUUUCUGUCUGGUAAAUAGCUGAGGACAUUUUCAGGAUGCUUACAUUGAGGGAACAUAAAUCAGAGUUGUGUAAUUAUUAUCAGCUCACUCUCGGCGAAAAAGCAAAUCUCUUCUCUUACAUUCAGAUUUUAUGUCAGUUGCUUUCAACUCAGGCCUGGUCCUGUGUCAUGCAUCCUGAAGAGUUAACUGUCUCAUAAUCGGACACGUUUUUGUAGAUGCCUGAGCACACUGGCUUUGUAGAGAACUGGGGAUGCCUUUAAAGCGAAUGUAUUUACAUGUGCCAACGCUUGCUUUCUGGGUUGCAGCUGGAGAAAUGUGCAGAUGAAUGCAUUCCACACAACCCCUCUGAGAGACGAGGCCUUUGCUUGUGUCAGCGUCAACAAAAGCCCCCCACAAUAUUGGUUCAGAUGCACAAUACAUGCAUUUUUACCUUAGUUCAGUUAACUUCAGUAUGUAUGAGUCAAUUAAAAAGAAAUUUCAAUGCAAUUAUCUGAACAAAAAGAAGUGCUUCAAAGUGUUUCCUGUGACAUAUUGUCCACUACCGUCUCCAUGUAUUUUCUGCACCAUGUGCAUUCGUCUGCUGUGAGGGAGAAGCUGUCUGAUGUUUGCUUAACAUUUGCGCUCCACUGUAGCCGGCAAGAACAAACUCAGACAAAGUGAUCUUGUAAAUAACAAGGGCAUGCAAAGACAGACCUGUUUUGUUUAAAUUAAUUGAAUCAAGACGAAAGACAAUUUAUUUACAUAUCAACCAAUGUUAAAAAAAGAGAAAAAAAUCUGAUGUUUUUAAGCUGUUAUAACACAGUACAAAUAUGUGUUACGACUAGAGAAACUGUGUUCCUACGCUGAAUGUGUGAGUGACAAAUCCUAUUCAAAUGUCUCGUAAUUGAACAAUAUUAUGAUACUUGCUAUUAAUAUGAUUAUUGUGCCAAAGGGGUAAGAGGUGUCUAGUUUACUAGAUUGUGGGUUAAAAUAUGUGGUUUCAUAUAAAAAAAAAAUAAAUAAAUAAUGUAAAUUGUUUCUAUUGUUUUGGAUACAUUUUAGAUAAAUAUUUCAUAUUUUUUAGUGUAGAAGCAAUAUUAUCUAUGUGUAUACACAUCAGAGGUUUUAUAAUUCAUCCAAAAUUGCGACUCUUAUUACAAGCCCUCUUUGGAUAACUCUGUAAGGAUGGUGGAUUGAUAGCUUGAAACUUUGCUUUGCUUUGUAUUUAAUCUGUAUUUGUUGAAAUUCAUUGUUAUUUUCUUACUCUUGGUUUAUACUUUAAUCACAUUUAUACUGUUCAUCCCUGGCUGUAAUCAUAUUUAAUUGAUUGAAUAGUAUGUAAAAUUAUGUCAUACUGUUAAUCAGGACAAAGUAAUGAAACUAAUUGGUCCAAAGAGGGGGGGGGGGCUGAUAAACACAAGGUUAUAUGAUUUUGCUCAGAGAACAUAUAAAAAAAGAAAUGACAUGUGAUCUGUUGUCAAAAAUCAUCAUGCAGGGUUCCUAAGGACUUUUGAAAAGUAUGGGUGUUUUAGACAAGUAUUUGUUUUUCCAUUAAUUUUCUCAUGUUCUGUUUUCUAAGAAAAAAUUGUUGUUUUUUUCUAAAUUUUUUGUUCAAAGCAGUGAGCACAUAUUCAAAGUCCAUUACACCUAAAGCAACAGGUUGCAUGCUGCCUUAGGUGGAAUUGCCGCAAAGUCGACUGAUGCUUUUAAUGGCUCUGUCUGGUUGUAAAACAUAAAAACCUAAAAAUGCUUGUCAAUGAAAAACAUUUUUAAAAUUAAGUUUUGUAAAGUGCAAUUUAAUUGCAGACUAUUUCUUAGCAGUGACAUAUUUUGUAUAAAGGUGACACAGGUUAGCUUAGCCCUUAUUCAUGAGUUUAAUUUUACUCUUAUUACAAAUUCACAAAAUCAAUUCCUUUUUUUCUUGAAGCGGACUUUAACCUUGUAAUAUGUUUUUUUGUUUGUUUGUUUGUUUGUUUGUUUGUUUCUUUACAUUUUAUAUUAUUUUGAAAGCAUGCAGGCAAUGCAAGCAUAUUGCUAUCCAACCAAUAGCUGCAAAUUUGAAGUGAAGGUUUUUACUCGGAUGUGAAAAACUGUUCUUAAGAAAAAUGAAAAUACAAGUCUGGAGAAGAGUUAACCUUUUAGACAGAAAUUGUGUAGGGAUCCUGCACCUGUAUUAAUGUUGAACUGAUCUGGAGAAAAUGGUUUGUUUGCUGCUGUCACUGACUGUGCUCAGAUUGGGUUCAGAGACAAACAAAAAGCUUACUGCAGCACUUCAGCUGUGUGUAGGAGCCUCCUGGGUGAAACGCUGAAGCCUCUGCAGAAAGCUAAGAUUUAUCUCACUCUCUGACAACUUGGUUUAAUUUAUUGUCUCUUCAAUACAGAUCGCUUAAAAUGGUAAUUAUGGAACAAAUUGCAAAACUAAAUAGAACACAAUGUAUUACACAGUGGUGUUAAAAGCCUAUAAAGGUUGUAUUUAAUAAUGUGCUUAUGAUAAAAUCAUAAGCACAGAAUUAAUGUAGCAUUUCAACUAAAUUACUUUGUUUGGGAAAGAAAAUCAUUCAUUUCUUUAUCAAAAUGAUAUUUGGCCACAAGUCUAUACUGUUUUUUUAAUUGUUGUUUUUCCUUUCAAAAUGCUGUUGGCCAAAUCACUUUCAUAAAUACACUCUAAUAAAUUGAACGCAUAAUCCCUGUGCUUUAACAUUUCUUUAAUCCGGACAUGCUCGUCUGUUUAGUUGGUGGAAAAAAUAUGGACUCAGAUAUUUUAAACCCCUUGACUGAACAUUUAAAACCAUUUCAGUGGUUAUCAAAACGUUCUUCCUGUCUUGCGCUCAAAAGUCAGCUGAUCCUGAUAUCAUGCCCUUUGCCUCCCCCCCAGCAAUAUUUCAACAAGCUUUAGGCUUUUAGGUUUAUUUGAUGAUAUGGUGAUGACAGAGGAUUUUGUUUGUCACGAAGAGAGACUCUUGUUGAAUUGCUGUUACAUAAAACAAAAAAAAUUUUGUAAGGUCCGACCCUAUUGCACUUAAAGAUCAUGUCUUCUCUACACAGGAGAAGCAUAUGAUAAACCAAAUUUCACAAAGAUCAAUGAUGGGAUUCGUAGUUUUAAAGUGUUUUUGUUUGGCAGUCCGCAAGCUAUCAGUUGUUCAUCAUGCGUAUCAAGUCUGCUUUCUUUUCUCGUUAUUAAUAAUUUCAUUUGUUGACUGCUUAAAAAAAAGAAAAAAUAAAUUUUUUUGUUAGUUUGUUUCAGCUGUUACCAGUGUCAGCUCUCACUUCAACAGGGCCCACAGUGAAUGGUUUCCUUUAGGACACCAGCAACAAUCUCAAUGUCCCUAAUGCCAAAAAGCACUGAAAGCAUUGAAUAAACGUUUAAUACAUUUCAAACUGUGCUUCGGAGACUCAAUGUGAAGUCCAAAAUAGUCCAGUUCAGGUUUGACCCUGACGCGCCGGGAUUUGAGGACUCCUGCUUUAGAACAAUAAUGCCCUGCUUGCUUAUUAUUCUUUUCAGAAUACACAGAUUUGCAUUUAUUGUGCAGACACCACUUAGACAUCUGGUUGUGCACUUUGUCAGAACACACCUGGAGAGACGUGUUUUGGAUGUUCCAUUAAACACUGUCACGUAAUUAUGAUAAUGAACAUUCUUAUGAGGGUAAUUCGGUCAUUAUAUUGUUAUUGUUUGUGUUAGACUGUUAUUGUUGAUUAAUGCAGUACAACCCAAUGAUAUUCUCAUUUUCUCAGAUUUACGUGGGUUUUGUUUAUGCUCUCUACACACAAAACAUAAACAUAAAAAAGUCAUAUUUUUAAAGCAAUAUACACUACCCUACAAAUUGCACAAACAUUUUGAAAAAAAUUCACUGGUGCAAAUACCGGUGCAUCAAAUAAAUUGGAAUGUUAUUAAAACGCAACUCGAAAAAUAACACUCAUGCAUUAGAUAGAUUAUUCACAUACACAGUAUUAACACAUAUUAAUCCAAAAUAACCUUUCAAUAAUAUUCCAAUUUUCCAAACCUGCAAAUCAUCAAAUCAGAUUUUAAUAUCACCGUAAGAAAAAUACUGGUUUUAAGGCAUUUUGACUCUAAACUGUGCUCUAGAAUACAUUACGAGAUACACGUAAACGUCCAGAAUGUUGUUUUGUUUGUAGACUGUCGAUGAAGUUGCUGCAUUUAGUGAGAAUAUAGAAACACAAAGCCUUGAGGGUGGCAAGAGGCAUUUUAAAAACCAUCAAAAGUAUUUUUGUAAAUGUGUCUAAAGCUGCUAAUUUAUUUAAGUGCGGAUUUUGUUUCAGCCAAGCAAACGUUUAUUAUGAUGUAUAAUGGAUCCCCUAGAAAAUGAUAAUGUGCAUGAAGAAAAGAACAAGCAGUUUAGCCUGUGUGGUAAACUAGGAACAAGAAAGGAAGCUGUAUUUAUUAAUUUAUCUUUAACAUAUGUAAGAAAAUGAGAUAAGUUAUUUAAUGAGAUUGUGUUGAGUUAUUUUGUUAGAUUAUAUAACAGAUGGUUGCAGAACUAUGUCAAAAUGGUGUGUGUAUGGCUUAUAAAAUUUACUUUUUAUUUAUUUUUUUUUUCCAUUUAAAUGCAAAAGUAUACCUUAACAUUAAAGAGACACCAGUUUUGCUGUUGUACAUUCCUCACACACAGACGCUCUGCUGUAGAUUAAUGCCAUGGAAAAGAUAUGAAUGAAAAAGCCUCAUUAAUAUCCCUGAUCAGAGUCUUAAAUAGUAUAGUAUUAGCUAAAUAAAUAAAAUAAUGUUGCCUGUAGAAGGAAUGUUUAUCCUCUCACUGCUGCUUGGAGAUAAUCAAAACUGUCCACUUUAAUUACCGAUUUCAGCUGCAGCGAGAUUGUACACACUUAUGAGCAAAUGUGCUUGUUUGCUACUUUCUCUUUUCAGUGCCGAUGACCUGAGCAGAAAAACAAAUUCCAGUCACAACAGCAGCUCAUCAGCAUAUAAAUUACCACUGAAAGCUGUGUUCCAAUCUGUUUGCAGCUUAGAUUUAUCUUCAAAACCCUAAUUGAACCAACGCUCGUCGGAGUGGCAGUACUCAGGCUUUAAUUUGAUCAAAGGAAAGUGAUGAUGAGUUAUCAUAAACUUAUUGAGAGAGAAUUGGAAGGAGUUAAAUUCUCUCUACUGAGUGGGCUGGAUUUAUUAGUCUGUGUUACUAAAGAUUUUAUUUGGGAGUAUUCACUCCAGACAGAAAAUGAUUGCUGCAGAAUUUUAUUUUUUUUUUUACAGUAAAUAUCUUUCAUUUAAGGCUUUCCUCUGACUCUGCUGGUGUUCCAUUAAUGCAGUUUUAUCAUCAGUGCCUCUCUUCAGUGAACGCUUUAAAGUGCAAUGUUUUUAUGAGGUGGAUGAACAGUAAGCAGAGAAUUAAUUAAACUCCAAUUACGUCUAAAGAGGAUGGGGAGAAAUUAGAAAAAUCUUAUGUAAAUUGUAUUACAAUUCCAAAUCCUUAAAAUGUUACAUGUUAGCUCAUAUUACUAAUUUUUCUAUGGACAUGAGAGAUUAUUUAACAAUUUAUAUUAUCGUUCAUCUUAUUUUAUUUUAUUUGUGCAAUAUAAUUUGGUCUCAUACAUGCUUAUUUGUUUAAAAAAUUCACUUACCUUUGAACAUUUUCAAAUCUUAUAAUUUCUUAUGAUUAAAUCACACACAGUUAUUCUCUGCUUACUAAUUAAGUAACUUUUUAAGGCAGUUACUUGGGCUGGAUUUCAUUCAUUGAUAUCAGAUUAAGUCACACCUUUCAGGUUUUAUUUUAUUAUGAAAAUUAUGUACUUUCCCAUCGACAACACCAUUAUGCUGUCUUUAUGCUGUUCUAUCUCAUAAGACUCUAAGAACAUACAUAGAAUGUUUAAGACAUAACAAAAUGUGGAAAAAAAUAAUAAUAGUCCAUGGGUGUGAAGAGUUAUGCAAGGCACUAAAUGUUGCUUCCUCUCUGCUCUGCUUCAGCCAUCAUCUAAUCUGCUCUUUUCUCACUAGUAACUCUGUGCUAAAAAUAUAAAGUUAGAAUCUAUGAAGUUCAGAAGCCUGCGCAAAAUUAAACUUGGUGAACCAGAAGAAGCAUCAAAAUGUUGUAGUGGAAGGACAAGUAAUUUCAGUCUUUUGUGGGGCACUUUUUGCUCACAGUGUGCUGCCUUUGUAGUGUAGCACUAACAAAAAUCUCCACAGUUUGACUCCCCACAGUCCAACACCCCCCCUGCUAGGCAGUAAAAGACAGCCAUCUUGAAAUAGAAGAAAGCUCAGAGAAACCUCUUUAUUUUUACAAACAACUGUGGAAACUAUGGUUAUUGUUUUCUUUGACCUCUUCUUGGUUGUGCGACCACCAUAGGGCGGUGCUGGGGAAAAGAACUGGGAUGUGGUUUUUUUGUGGUGGGGAGACUAAAAUUAAUGUCUGGCCUUUUAAAUUUAUUUUUGUUGCCACUGAUAGUCAUUGUGUAAGUGAACAACAAAGUACAUUUGAAUUAAUAUUAUUAUUGUUAUUAAAAAAGAAUCUAUGUUUGA
Molecule: messenger RNA, 13022 nt
Organism: Gambusia affinis (western mosquitofish)
Lineage: Eukaryota; Metazoa; Chordata; Actinopteri; Cyprinodontiformes; Poeciliidae
Gene: grm5b
Product: glutamate receptor, metabotropic 5b
Exons: 18
Coding region: 507-4262 (1251 amino acids)
Biological process (GO): trans-synaptic signaling by endocannabinoid, modulating synaptic transmission; regulation of synaptic transmission, glutamatergic; G protein-coupled glutamate receptor signaling pathway
Cellular component (GO): postsynaptic density membrane
Molecular function (GO): adenylate cyclase inhibiting G protein-coupled glutamate receptor activity; G protein-coupled receptor activity involved in regulation of postsynaptic membrane potential
Source: RefSeq, a predicted model, not a curated record